This is a messenger RNA of Anopheles merus, 7944 nucleotides long. It is a transcript of the gene qvr, whose product is annotated as protein quiver. Lineage: Eukaryota; Metazoa; Arthropoda; Insecta; Diptera; Culicidae. Bases 1731 to 2204 code for a protein of 157 amino acids. Gene Ontology annotation, biological process: sleep; positive regulation of voltage-gated potassium channel activity; regulation of synaptic transmission, cholinergic. The record is from RefSeq and is a predicted model, not a curated record. The transcript has 5 exons.
CACUUUUACCCUCGUCGUGGGUGAUAUAUAUUUUUAGCACCGCAGCUUCGGAAAUGGCGUAAAAACGUAAAGCAAGUGGGACAUUCAUUCACUAGAAGGGCCGACCAGUAUCAUCAUCACCAGAUACCGAUUCCGGAGUUGCGGUGCCUGCGGGAGUUUGCAUGAAAAUUCGUCCUUCGUUUCCGGCUUCCUCAUUCCGUGCCGCAGCGUACAGCGUGAACCCCGCGAUCCAGUCGAUUUUGACACUUGACAGUUUGAUAUUUCAGUGGAGGGCUGGGAGUGUGAAGAAGAAAAAAAGAGAGAGAGAGAGAGUGAGAGAGCAUAGACAGUGCUCUGGUUGGCAACGGGAAACCGGUGACAGCAGCUCCUGGCAGCAGUCACGAAAGCUUGCCUCUGUAUGCUGUGUGCUGCCGUGAAAAGUGUCCGUCCCUGUUGGAAAACUGUCAAUGUCGCAUUGCGGAUGAGAGCGUCGCUUAUGGUACCACCAGACCCCCAAGUCGCGAGUCGGUCGGAUUGUUACGCGUGAACUUGCAUUUUUGCGUGCUUUUCUUAUUGUGUUUUGUUUCAUUUGGAAGUUGCCAGGAAAUUCGAAGUGCAUUAGAAUUAGGAAAAAUUCUAUAUUAAGUGUGUUUUUAAAAGGCAAAUCAUCCUUUUGUGUACCUCUAUUUUUAUCAUAUCGAUUACAGUGUCCGAUAAAAACAAAUGGAAUAAGUUUAAUUAACAAACCUCUUUGUAUACGUGUGUUUGUGUGAGUGAGUGUGCUAAACGGUCCUAAGAAAACCAACUAUGUGAACAACUGAGUGAAGAAAAUUCGUGCAAAAGUGGCUGAGAAGAGUGUGCACACGAAAAAAAAGGGAAGCAAAAAUCAAUUAUCUGCAGGCAAAACGGGGGAGAACGUCCAAUCUAUUUGGUAACAGCUGGGGCAAGCAAAAAAAAAACAAAAAGGAAAGGAAAGAAAAGUUGGCACCAGCUGCACCAAACCCUGCUGCAGCAGUAGGGACCAAUUUUCGAAUCAAUAAUUGGUCCAUCGUGAAUCAGUGGCAGUCGGCUGGGCGGACGGCAUAAUCGGCAUUGGAGUUGGCUGUGUUCGGAUAGCAAACAUGAUACGACUGAGUUAGGUUGCGGUCGCACUAGCACCAGACCUCAAUGUCGCCAUCAGUGAGCGAAAAAGCAGCAGCAGCAGCAGUAGCAGCAGCAGCAGCAGCAGCAGCAGCAGUAGUAGUACCAGCGUCAACAGUAUCGUGCCCGCGACGGCACCAACGAAACCACGGAAAGACGGCCACUUCGUAACCUUUUCUUGUGCGCUUCCUACGUUUCUAGCGCACUUCCCUUUUUCGCUCUCCUGUUUUCUCUGACACUUAAGCUACACAUACACUCUGACGCCACUGUCAAGCAACGUGUGAGAGUACACAAACCACACACAUACAAGUGUCUUCUGUUAUCCUUUGCGCUCGCUCGCUCUCCCUCUCUCUCGCUCGCGGCGCUCUCGGCAGUUGCCGCACACUGUUGCAUUUCACCGUGCAGCAUAAUAACGCGCGCUCUGUGCAAAACAAAGCACACAAAAAGAAACAACCACAACUCCGUUCCUAUCCUGUCAUAUGAUUCGAGCUUCCGGACACCGGUACAGUAGGCAUACCAGCAAAACUACAUCAACAAUACGCAGCAGCACCAGCGCGACCGAACGUUGUUAUUAGGAUAGGCGAAUUUUUAAAUCAAACAAACUGUUAGCGAUGGAUCGAAAACAGUGGGUUAUUAUCCCUUUAGCACUGGUAGGAGUGUUUUGGUUUUGGAUUCCACAGGUUUCCGCCGAGUGUCAAACACGCUCAAUCUACUGCUACGAGUGUGACAGUUGGACGGAUGCGCGAUGCAAGGACCCGUUCAACUACACCGCCCUGCCCCGCGAUCAGCCGCCGCUGAUGACCUGCAACGGAUGCUGCGUGAAAAUGGUGCGCCAUUCCAGGACGCCGUACGAGGUCGUGAGGCGGAUGUGUACGUCACAGUUGCAGAUCAAUCUGUUCAUGGUAGAUCAUGUGUGUAUGAUGGAAAGUUCUGGCAAUGGCCAUAUGUGUUUCUGUGAGGAAGAUAUGUGUAACUCCAGUCCCUCCAGCUUGCUCACCGCAAACCCGCACCACACCGUGCACGUGUGCAUCGGUAGCGUGCUGGCCGUGUACUUGCUACAGCUCCUCCAGCGAGUCUUUCGGUAAAGCGUGUCGAGGUCGGUUAUGGUUACUUACUUAGCGAGCAAAAAAAAACGCGACCAGAAAAGAAAACACAAAAGCAAACCAAAACCCCAAACAAACAGCUGCUGUCGCUCGGGGCUUCCCUCGUCUCGUUGUAGUGCUUUGUCCUUUGUCCCGCUGACCCGCUGUUAUCAUCCUCUCGCUCUCCCCUCAAUCCCAAUCCUCAACCUCAACCUCAACCAAUCCAAUUAGAUGUUCCGCAUCUUGGCCGACUGGCAGCUAGCUGUGCUGUUUGCCCUCGCAACCAAUGAAAGACUCGUUCUCUCCCCCCCAAAACGCUCCGUUUUUUAUUACAACAUACUCCCGCUAAAAGCGCACCACGCUCGCCUCUUUCUUAUAUCUAUAUAGUUGUAUCUGUUGUAUGUUCCUUGCGAUCAGUUCGAUCUCCGGUUCGACGCCGGUUCGGCUCGGAGGUCCUCGAUGCGCCACGCGGGCCCAAUCGCCCAAGUACGUCCCAAAGUGCUGUGUAUAGACACGUGCCCGUGCGUCAACCCAAGAGUCUCCCGGGCUCCUGGGGCCAUCCUUAAGGACCCAUACCACUCACUACACAUCAAUCAAGCCGCACCUCACCCAAUCAAUCCAUCCUUUCGAUUCGAAUCAUUUUGGUAGCCGAAAAGAAAAGAGUGAACCGAACCGAAAUGUAAAGAAAAUGUGCUCCACUCCAAAAGCUAUGCUACACAUGCUGGCGCCGCCAUUUAGGCACUCCAUCUAGGCCUGGCACGUGCUCAAUUUGUAGUAGCAAUUUUUGUGAAAGUGUACCCCAUUUCAUGUCCCCAAUUUCCACAAGCGGUUUCCACCAACAAAAAAGAAAAACCAUUCCAUCCUCUUCGCUAUCGGUUCAUUUAGUCCCAUUUUUCUGUUCUCUUUUUGUCUCUUUCUCUCAUGUUAUAAUUUCUCCCCACUGAAUCUUAAAAAUAGAUAGUUUUCUUACUUUGUUUUUCAUAAAAAAUAGACUGCACCAAACUGGUUUUUUCAAAGAAUAGAGCAAUGUAAUACCUUCUUGGCAGUUUUCGAUUGUGAAGAACACUUUGGUUUUUGCUCUUUUAAUUUUUGCAAUUUUUCACUUCACUUUUUACAUUGGAUUUGUUUACAAGUUAAACUAUUUUGCGUUUUCGUUCGUAAUUUUUUUCAGUAGUUAGCGAUAGAGUUUGUUCGUUUGUUCAUAAAUCUAUCCAUACGGUUGUCUAUUUAACACAUUCUUCUUCGAUGAUUAGUAGAGACACUUUUAGCGUUUCUUUCUUCUUCUCGCUAACGCAAUCAUAAUCUCAUUGUUAUUAUCUUAGCUUAGCUAUAAAAAGUACAUUCUAGAAGCACGGUAAUACGAACACAGGGACACGUUUAAUACGUUUCAUCGUCUUUCUGGUGGCUGGUGAAACCGAUCCGACCAACUUAAUCCAAUAUCAAUCUUCCUCUCGCUUGACAGGGAAGAACAUUAACGGCAGUGAAAGCAACGCUUCAUUGGUGUGCUAUCGCUAGGGAACCAAUUUUCACGCAUUUCCCAAUCGCUAGCUUAGAUAGGAAGAUAUAGAAGUACAUCCAGGUUUAUCCAGUCACAUGUUUCGAUUCCGCACCCUUACCGGCAAGAAUAUUUUUGAUAGAUUUUUGAUCCUUGUUAUAAAAUACGACAAGCAGCUGCAUUGAAUGCAGCUGUGGAGAUAGUGUAAACAAACAGAUUCCUUGCAUGAUACAUUCUAAAAACAAAAAACAAAAAAACAAGCGCGAAAAUUAUGCACCGAACAGGAGCGAGGCGUAUCAUUCUUAUUCUAAACUCUUAUCUCUAGUCUCAACUUUUUCUCAUUUUUUGUAUAAGUAAACUACCAUAUGUUCUUUAAGAUUGACGAUGAAUCUCAUGUAAAUACCAUACACCCUUUCCAACGCGUUUGAAAAGUUACUGCUAGUUACUGCGUUUAGCCCGUUUGAUUGAAUACCAUUGAUUACUGAAGAAAAGCAGCUACAGUUACUUACAGUUGGUUUGUUUUUUUUUUCGUUUCAAUUUUUGUUUGCAGUAGACGCAUGAUAGGAAUAGUGUUAGAGUUUAUUUUUAAUAAGUAUACUAAAUCACUAAUCUUUCUUCGUUCACUUUGUUCAUUCGUUUGAUUAGUUUUAUACUUAUUCUAACAAUGUAUUUCUCUGUUUUAACAUAUUUUUCCGACUCUCUAACCACUAACCAGCUAGAUAUGUACAUUUUUACAUUUUUUAACUUUCUUCCUUGUUUUGUUGUUCUCGUUUUACCUUCUUCUACAUUAGGCAAGUUAGCAAGCUCAUGCGUUUACCUACAUUUUGCAGUUUCUCUUUACUAGUAUUGGUUUGUAAUUGUUUUCCUUUUCCUUUGAAAAGUAGUGGCGCCCUUUUUUAUUACUUUCAUUUUGACUUUCUUCUUCAACCUUCCUGUCUCUUCUGUCCCAUUGACUUACACAUUCCCUUUCCAUAAUAACUAUGCCCAUGAAUUUUUCCUAUUUCACCCUGAUCAUAUCACAUUUACAUGAUCAUAUGAGAUCCGAUGAAAAUUGUACUUUACCUUUUUUCCACCCCACACACACAUACACCCUUACUCUCACAUUCUUUAUCUCCCUUUCUCUCUUUCUUAGAUAGCGCAUCCCGAGUUAAAUCAAGUUUUUUUAUACAUGCUCUAUAACCCGCUAUAACCUUUAGAAGAGCUACCUUAGAAGCCUAUUAGUUCGUUCGUUGGGAAGGGAGGGCGCAAUGGUAGACAGUACGUUUUUUGAUACGAAAGCACAGCAAUAGUUUUGCAGCGUCCGCCAAUGGCAGACACGGAUUGUUGUUUGCCACCAAGAUUGUGACUAACUUGACUUGAGAAUGGGUCAAAGCUCUCAACACAAUAAAACUAAAAGAAACACACACACACACACACACACACACACACACACACACACACACACACACACAUACACUCAUGCUCAUUCCCGCUAUCCCGGCAAUAGAGCAGGACUACUGUAGAUGGCAAGGGCGAGAUUAGAUAGUUACAAAUUUAUAUACACUACUUCUUGGUAUACAUGUACACACUCCCAUACGUAAUGGUGCGUUGGAGGCGUAGUUGAAAGCGAAAACACUCGUCAGGAGGUGGGUGAUCCCGGUGUGGGUGUAAAGUAAGCAGUAACCAUCCCAAACUCCCCAUGGCAAACCAACGCAAAAGCAAUACGACACGCGGCAUACAAGAUUCAUCCAGUUUGCAACACUAGGCGUCAUCUUAGGUUGUUCAUUUGUUUUUCCUCUUUUAAAACAAUAAUUAAAGCGGAAGCUAUUUUUGUUUUAACCCUCACUGGACGGCACAACGAGGACUCGAUUUGUUUGAUUUUUGCGAUUCUCAAUUGCAUACAUUUCAGUAGUGUAAAUACAAACAUUAUCACGGAAAUAUUACACAAAUCCAUUGGCAAGGGGAAGGAUGUUAAAGAUCAUAGUUUGAAAUUCAACGUGCAACAUAGUUUUGAAAGCCACUGUGCAGGUACGAUCGAGUACCUUUACAUUUGUCGUCAAUCCAUACAGUAUGCUUGUCUAAACGGUUUGCCAUUGCUUGCAGUGGAAUUGAAGCUUAUAUCCUUCCUGCGAUUGACUCUACAGUUGCAUAUUGAUUAACACAUCUCAUGUUGAGUGUUUUUUGAAGAACUGUUACACAGUUUUCUUAUACAAAAAAGAAACACUUUCUUCUAAAACAUAAUUGUGCACGUUGAAAUUUCAAUGAACAGCUCGAUUAAUGUGUUUAUUUUCUUUCUUCUGUGUACAUUGUAUCUUGUAAAAACACACACACACACAUACACAUAUUUGCGUUUGUUCAUACUGCACAAAACUCAUCCUACAACGCCCCACGCACCCGCUCCCCGUAGAACCCUCAGCUAGAUACUCAAUUAUUUCUGUUUAUUUUUCAACGCUCACGUGUAAUGAUAAUCAAACGCAAUGGUCCCCAAGACAAACACAACCCAAACACACAUAAACACACAAGCAAAGCAGCAAUUUAAAGGUAACGUAGGCACAACGGUCUGUCAAUCGUUUUGUCGUAUUUUCCUCCAGUCUUUUGAUUCGAGCAAUGAUCUGUGCCCAUGAGGAGCGUGAACAAUGAAACACACGCAAGAAGAAAUCAACUGCAUGAGCAAUAGGAAUUCUGUAGCUAAAUAAUCAAAACUCACAUAAUACACACUACACACUACUGCACAGCCAACUAACACAAACCACAACGGAGCAUGAGCACGAUUUUGCCACAAAUUGUGUAGGCAAAACGUACCAAACGAAGGCAAACGAUCCACGUUCCAGCCAGACCAAAAUCGAGUUGAAAUAGCUCUCGAAUCGUUUGAAAGCGGGAAAACAUGCACACGUGUGCGGUCCUCUACUACCCUGUCCUGUCCCACACAGGUAGUGUACUGACUGGAAUGGGAUGAGAGCAUCUUAUGAGCUUUUUGAUGUGUCUACCGACCAAUAAUGGAAUGGCGCAAUGAGUAACACAAUAAGUGAAUGACGCAGGUGAAUCUUGUUAGCAUCAUCACGCAAACCCUAGAGUAAACGAUAUAUUCAUAUAUUUAUAUAUUUUUCAAAUGUAUAAGAAUUUUCGAAAAAUAACAUAUUCUUACAAACACACACACAAACACACUCAAACACAAACACACAAAAUCGGUAGAUGAGAGGAAGUUUUUUUGCUACUGUUAAUAAUGCAGAGCUUUUCCAAGUGUUCCAUAACUUUUUACCACAGAAAAAGUUUACCAAACUGCUGGUAAUAAAAUGUUAGCCAAGAAACUUCAACUGAAUUUUCCCGGUACAGCAAAGGUUGUGUUAUUUUGCUUCAACAAAAUGGAUUUCUUGGAAAACGAACCCCCAAGACGUGUAGCGAAUUUUUGGUCAUGAAAUAUUCAAUAUCGCUUCUGAGUGGCCUGCAAAGGAAGAAAAGUACUUUAAAGGUCACAUUGUGAGGAGUUCAUGCUUUUGGUUUUCGUUCUACAAUGUAUACUCCUUUACACCAAAUUUUAGAUUUUGGUUAUAGAAAGAAUUAAAAUACACACUACACCCAACCAAGGAUUGGACACACACCUACAUGAUCGCAUCCAUAAGCAAACAAAUCCACUCUAGAUAUAUGGAAAAAAAGUUAUACAAUGUGACAGUGGCAAAGGAAAACUUUAUCUAUUGAAUGUAAUUUUCUACAACUGUUCAAGCUGUUACCAGACCAAAGAAUAAGAAAAAAAGAAGGGUUGGAAAUUUAAAACUCAUAAACUCUAGUACGUAUCAUUCAUCCAUACCCUCGGGAGAAAAAUAUAUUAAAUCUGAUCUAAAAAAACAUUGACCCUGAAAAGAGCAACAACAACAACUAAAACCAACUUUCAAACAAUCUAUUUCAAUGAUCUGCGCGCGCGCGCCCAUCAAUGCGUUUUUCUAUGCCCGAAACCAUUCAAAUGACGUUUAAUAGAUCGUGUCAGCCGCAGCAGCUAAAUCAUACAUACUGUUUAAAAACAACAAAAAAAGAGAUUAUGAGAAAUCUGUAAACUGAGAGUGAAAGUAGAGUAGAUUCGAAAUUGAUGCUUCUCCUUUUGCGUAGGACGUUUUGUAUACAUUCACUGCAUGUUUAUUGCGUAAAGAGCCUCGCUUUUCACUCCGAAUGUAAUGUGGUUCCAUCCAGAAUUGAGAGAGCUUUAUUGACCAGAGAGAGAGAGAGAGAGAGAGAGAGAGAGAGAGAGAGAGCCAGAGAGCGUACAUUCGCGGAAAG